This is a messenger RNA of Melitaea cinxia (Glanville fritillary), 896 nucleotides long. It is a transcript of the gene eca, whose product is annotated as transmembrane emp24 domain-containing protein eca. The transcript is spliced from 4 exons. Gene Ontology annotation, biological process: intracellular protein transport; endoplasmic reticulum to Golgi vesicle-mediated transport; Golgi organization. Gene Ontology annotation, cellular component: endoplasmic reticulum; COPII-coated ER to Golgi transport vesicle; Golgi apparatus. The record is from RefSeq and is a predicted model, not a curated record. Bases 91 to 744 code for a protein of 217 amino acids. Lineage: Eukaryota; Metazoa; Arthropoda; Insecta; Lepidoptera; Nymphalidae.
AAAAAAAAAAAAAAAAUACUAUAGGUGACGUGUGUAUUGUCACUUCAGAUUGCUUUCGAUUUUCGCCGACAGAAUUAAAUUGAAAUUAAAAUGAUUCUGUUUAAUUUAGCAUCGUUUGUGUCCUUUUUAUUAGUAUUAGAUGUAACAUCAGCGUUAUAUUUUCAUAUAGCGGAAGCGGAGAGAAAAUGUUUUAUAGAGGAAAUACCCGACGACACAACUGUAAUCGUAAAUUAUAAGGUGGAAUUGUAUGACCCUCGAUCUGGAGGUUUUAUGCCAUCGUCUCCUGGUAUUGGAAUGCACGUAGAAGUCCGGGACCCUAACGACCAAGUGGUGUUGUCUCGAGUGUACUCCUCCGAAGGAAUGAUAUCGUUCACAUCUACUACACCUGGUGAACAUGUUAUUUGCAUGUAUUCUAACAGCACAUCGUGGUUCAGUGGAUCACAGCUAAGAGUGCAUUUAGAUAUCCAAGUAGGUGAACAUGCAGUUGACUAUGCCAAUAUAGCUCAAAAUGACAAGCUGUCCGAACUACAGUUGCGGAUCAGACAGCUGCUUGACCAAGUGCAUCAGAUCACCAAGGAACAGAGUUAUCAAAGACACCGUGAGGAAAGAUUCAGACAGACAUCAGAGAGCACCAACCAAAGAGUCUUAUGGUGGAGUUUACUACAAACAGCUGUCCUUGUAGGCAUCGGCUACUGGCAAAUGAGACAUCUCAAGAGUUUCUUUGAGGCUAAGAAAUUAGUUUAAAUAUCAAUAGAGUGUUAGUCAAUAAAUCUAUAUUUAUAAAAAAAGUGUUAACUUCAACCUAAAACAUUAUUUCUGAAUUAUAUUUUCAUUUAACAGGAUCAGAUGUUGUGAUAUGCGUUUUUUCUAAUAAAAUAUAUUUGUAAUUUGUAGUA